Heterostelium album PN500 is the source of this 822-nucleotide messenger RNA. RefSeq lists its product as uncharacterized. The transcript has a single exon. The coding region runs from base 1 to 822 and encodes 273 amino acids. NCBI's taxonomy places the organism in Eukaryota, Evosea, Eumycetozoa, Acytosteliales, Acytosteliaceae. The record is from RefSeq and is a predicted model, not a curated record.
AUGGAUAGUACUUUUACAUUUACCUAUACUGGUAAAAAACAUAGAUAUUUUCUUCAGAAUAAAGAUAAAAAAUAUGAUAUGAGAGAAGAUAACUUUUUCCUUCCAAGUUAUGAACGUCAAGCUCCUGAUUUGGAACUCACGAUCGACUAUAACUUUGAUGAAAAAGUAAAACAACAUUUAAAGUAUUUUAACAAUAUUACUGCAAGUGUUAUCUCUAAUAUUAAAAUAAACUAUGAAUUUAACUAUCAAGUUCAUCAUAUUUAUUUCAAUAUUAACAAAAAGACACAUAACUACGAAUUGGUUGACACCAAGAUAGAAACUAUCAAGAAACAGCAAGUAAUAAAUCAUAGUUACAAUAUUACCAACUAUUUAAAAGAGUAUCUUGAGGAUAUGAAUACCUCUGCAUUCAGGACAUAUGCCACUUUCAGAGAUGCUAGGAGAUAUCCUCUAGUUACUUCAUAUCAUCCAGACGAGAGUUGUAAACGAACGGUCAUCUCUUGGUUCGAAGCAAGAUACACUUACGUAUGGGGUAACGAGUUGAAUGCCAGGAACGAAGCAACUAAAUUAGAGCAAGAAGAAAGAACUUCGAGAGCCAAGAGCGAAGUCGACCUAGUGGAGGCAGUCAAUAACAAAAGAAUUGUAAAACUGUACAUUCGUGAUUUCGACCGUUCAUUUUUCGAAGUUGAUAGUCUCUCUGGACAAAAGCUCAAAAUGGAAAUUUCAAGAAAAGCCAAUUUCAUCCAAUUUAUCAAGAAUAAUGGAUUCAACCCAACUCCAUCAGACCCAAAUCUAUUCGUUUUUGGAACUGUUGUUCCAUUCUAA